CAGUCAAACCAAACGCGCUGUGCCGGGAGAAGGAAACGGCUGUGAUUUUUGCAGUGAAAAAUGCGGUUGUUUCGGUCCUGAAGUGUUUCGUCCGUCAAAGUGUUGUGGAUCCCUAACCUUACAGUGCUAGAUCAGCAGAUAGGAGAGAGAAAGAGUGCUAAGUGUUUGUAACCCGGAUUUGUGCAGUGAUAUUGUUAUGGAGUGUUUUUUACUGAUAAGGCCGAGUGUUUUGUAAUUAGUGUUGUGCCAUUUUGGAUUACCUGUGAUACUUAUACAGCAUGCAGUUCGGACUGACGCGAUUCUACUCUUAGGAUUGACAUAAAGGUCGGAAGUCACAGUAACACUCGGGAUGUAGCACAGUAUGCGCAGUGGGACCGUAAGCGCCCCCGUGCAGUCUUGUGGUUUUGGAUUGUCCGCUCCCAACGCUCGCUACGCAGCUGUUCAGCUUUUAACCAAUCAAUUUUUGUACUUCAUUGUUGAGCCCAAGUCACGAACCCGUGAACUCUACGCGGAAACAUGUCGCCAUCUUGCAGCUUCAGGGAUGAUGGACACCGAGCUCUUCGGCUUGGCGACGGCGUCCGAUGGAGAGUAUUUGUUUGCUGACCCGGACUACAAGCUGUCUAAAUAUGCCCCUAAAAACUGGCGAUCUUCAUCCACCAAUGGACUGGAUUGCAAUGGAAAACCCCUUUUGGUUCUCCAUUUCAGGGUCAAAUUCUACCUUGAGAGUCCGCUCCUGCUCAGAGACGAGACAUCACGCCACCACUACUACCGACAGUUGCGCUACAAUGUGGUCGCACGCGGGUUGGUGCACGCAUGCGCCUCUGAGGAAGUUCUCUACCUGUUGGCCGGGCUUGCGCUGCAGGCAGACUUUGGCGACUACAGCGCAUUGCCACCCCAGUCACUACAGAACUACUUCAAACCCGCGGACUACUUUCCUCAGCAGAUGGUAUCGAGCGGGAGUGAGGCGAGAAUUGUACAGACAGCUGCCAGUCUCCACCGAGCGUACCGGGGCCUGUCGCAAGCCGAGGCCGAGAAUCAAUUUAUCCGAGAGGCAUCGUCGCGUGACACCUCCCCUCUCACUCACAACUCCCACCUGUAUCGUCUAAAGCAGCGCAAGCAGGACGCCGGGCCUGGUAACGUGCUGUUAGCGAUCUGCACCCGGGGAAUAGAGCUUUAUCAGGAGAAUUCUACCAAAGCAUUAAGCGGAACUUUUUUAUGGAACGACAUUGGCAAACUGUGUUUUGAUCGUAAAAAAUUUGAAAUUCGAGCCCUAAAUUGGCCAACGUCCGGCGAGAAGCUGACCUACUACACUAACAGCGAUGAGAAAGCCAAACAUCUUCUCGCUCUAUGUAGAGAGAGCCACCAAUUCAGCAUGGCACUUGCACCGAGACUCGGCGACAUCCGGCGCAAAGAGGAGGAGGAACGCAAGAGGUACCGAGACUGGGGUUUGGGGAACGGUGUCGUUUGUCACCGAGGAGAUCAGAGGAUCUCGGUGAUAUCCUCGACAUCGAGUAACACCACGAGCGGCAUCGUGUCUGACCGAGUACACAGCCUUGAUGAGAGCGAAGCAGAUGACCUGGAGAUGGAGAUUAUGAUCAAUACUCCACCGGCUCCCUCGAUAGAGUCUCUGGCCUUGGCACAUCUCCAGGAUAGCGUCACGCCUCCCUCUCCACGACCAUCCCUCAAGAACCAAGGAGCAGACUAUGUUGAUGGCAAUGGCGGGGCCAAACCUAGCGCAGGAGGGGCUGGUACCCCCGCCACUACAGACGGCAGCCAGUGUUCCUCCUCCUGCUCCACCGUCGUGGUUGCAGGCACCACCUCCGAACCUAUCACUAGAGAAGGGAAACGCUUGGUUACCAAUAGAAGACAAGCCAGUACCAGCUCGAGUCUAGAACUCGGAUACUCUCAUACAGCUCAGAACUCGGCUCUCAGUGACACCAGCGUGAGUCUGGAACUCGACUACAGCGUACAGUCCGCCCACACCAGCAGUGGAGUGUACACUCUACGCAGCAGCACCGCAGCCACGGGUCACACCAUGGCGUGCUCCAGUCAGACUUCUGGGAUUGUACUUGACCAGAGUGAAGGUCGUCACUCCCGCAGUGGAUCGCUCGUCAGUGCGACAGGAAGUUUCCACGGAGAUGGAAGUGACCCGUCGGAUGCUGGCCGAGGAACUCUCUUAUCAGCCGAGGAGUUGUCCGAUCUGAUUGUCGGUAGAAGUCCUAAGCCACGGAGAGGAAUAUACCCGUCUCGGGCUACAGUCAGUUCCACGUUAGAUUCUGAUUCCGACUACGUGACGUUACCCCCUCCUCCACUUCCACCCCCUAGAUCUGACUCAGAAAAACCGUCUUCCACUUACGCUAUUCUAGAACUCGCUUCAGCGUUGUCUUCACCAGAAGAAACUCUAACAAGUCCUCUGAGGUUGGACGAUUCUUUAUCGAAUUUGAGUUUGUCUUCCAGAAAGUCUAUGGAGGAGUCUAUUUUGCAACAGCAAAUUCAGUUCCAGCAUUUGAAUUCGAGAUUUUCUCCUCAAAAGCAAACAAUUCAGCAUUUUUCAUCGAGCUCUACACCUCUCAGCCAUACGGCGCCAAAAACUGUUGUUUCUACCUCAAGCACUGCGGUGCAAACAACAGAUUUGCCUGAGUAUUUAUCUCAACCACUCUCUAUUCAACCGUCCAAACAGUUCCAGAACUCCUUCAAUAUGCAAAGCCAAACUUCUCCAAAGUCCCCGAAUGGUUUCAGCCCCGUUCCGAAUCUUCCCUCUCCGACAGAAGAGGCCAAUGUGAGAUUCAUCAGCACAAAACCGCACAUAAACAUCUUAACUGCUCAUGCGAGCUUGGUCGCUUCAACGGCCGCUCCGAGUUUUGCCGCACCGACCCUAGCCUAUCAGACAUCUGUCCCCACCUAUACCUCCUCUCAAAGAAACUACCUCCCUGAAACUAGAAGUUACCCACUGGAUCCGGCAUCGAGGAUGAAGAUCAAACAUCCCCAAAACACUCAAAAUCUUAUCCCUAUCGUCGGGAGCAACAACUAUCUGGAUGUAAGAGGAAGUGGGGCAGCUUUCCUUCAACAUUUCCAUCAAAAAUUCCCCCCACCUCCACCAGUUCUGCACCCUCGGCAGCCCCCACCACCCCCUCCACCUCCACCACCCAGGACUGCGCUACAGACAGUCUACACCAGCCAGGUUACCCGUAGUCAGAUUGAGCAGUUCAAACAACAGUUGUACUCUGACGUCGACUAUGUUAUCUACCCCAUGCAAGAUCCAGCCAUCAGUAAACAAGAGUAUAUGGACUCCAAGAUGGCUUUGAACCACUACAACCAGGUUUAUCCACCUCCACCUUACCCCUCGUACUCCGGCAAGUCUCACAUGGUCUACAGAAGUACACCUAAUGUGGCUGUUGCCAGUGGCUACAUCCCAGUGUCAUUCAAAAACCCAACAAUACCUUCUCAAGUCAAAUACGCUUCAAACACAAAUCUGUCAUCAGAUUUUGCUGCCUACCCCGGUUCUUCAUUCUCUUUCCUGAGCCACUAUCCUUCAUCGACUUCACCCCUGUACUCUGCAGCUGCUUCUUACUCUUCAUCGUCCACACAAAGUUUACGCUACGACCCCUUUGCGCUACAAAUAGGAGUGCCUAAGUUGAUUUCUCCUAUCGUCAACACUGGAGGAUUCACCAGAACUCAGUCUGAUGACAACAUUUUGAAUUCGUCCUAUGAGAAACCAACGAUUGAGCGAAUUAGGAUGAGGCGACCACCCCCACCGAUACCUUCAGCUUUUGAUCUUCAGAAAGAAUCAGAUGUACAGAAGAAGCAGCCUCCCACACUGACUGUGCCCGCUACACACGCAGCACCCUCUGUCCCUCCAGUGCCUUUGGGGACAAAGACUUCUGGAGAAGAGAAGAAGAACACAUCAGAGAAGGCCACGGCAGACGGACUGCUGGACAUCCGCACACUUCGAGAGAAGAGCCGGAACAUGGACCUGCCUCUGAUAUCUGCCCUGUGUAACGACCGCUCCCUACUGAAACAAACAAACGCGUUUGUCAUGCCGCGACAUCCCGGUGAGAAGAAGAGUGAAGGACGACCAGUUAGCUGGCACGUAGAGUCUAAGAAAUCCCCAGAAGGUAAAUCAGCACCUGUAGCCCUGGACGAAGGGACGCCUAAAAAGUCUCUUUUGUCAUCGUUACUGUCGUCCAAAUCCGUUAGCGAAUCGACCUCGCCCAAACACUCUUAUUCGACAGCGCCCAAAGUGAAAUACCCUGUGUCUGGACUGUCGACAACGCAAAUUGUCAAACCCGUGAGGAAAGGUACCAGCAGACACACCCAUCCGGACAAUAAAGUCGCUAAAGUCGGACGUAGCAAAAGCACGAGCAGCGCGACCACGAGCAGUGCCAAUGUUAAAGAAACAAUUUUACCUCAAUGACAAACAUGAUGUGUAUAUUUAAAGUUUAGUUAGCUCUAAGUCCCGAGUAUCCAUAGAGAUUCAGCCAUGACAUGAUACUCAAUUUUACAUAAGGGAAAUGCAAUAUCUUGAGUUCUUUUCUGUGAUUUGUUGAUUUGUUUCUAUAAUUUUUAUCGUUGUUUUCAAAAUGAUCUGUGUUAUAUAAUCCUUUUAAAGACUUAGUGUAGUUUGAUUUAGUGAAGCGUUUGGAUCCAAGUACAACACUAUUGCUCAAUAUUAGUUCUUUGUAUAUUUAUUAUUUUACGAAAUAGUCAUUUUGAAAUCUCUUUUAUAUAAUUUGUUAGUCCUCAACUGGGAAUUGCUUACUUCUUGCUUACCCUAUUACAUAAUUACAAUUAGUUUGUUGAAAUGUUGUAAUUUACACCUAACAAAAUAUUGUUGUUAUCACCCUGAGGUACAGCCAGUAUCUUUUCACCAAAUAUAUGAAUUGUAUUGACCCUUUAAGGCUAAUUAUGUCUAUAGUUUAACCAUCAAUAAAAUAAGUACCGGUACACAAUACCUACCAUAUUUUUAUCAAUUAGGUAGUUCCAUUUACCAUAACAAAUUGUUCAAACUCUUGGUAUUUGCACACUUCCCUUAUUUAAAAAUUGAUUAUCAUAAUUUGGUCUCUAUGGUUGUACUUUCAUAAAUAAAUCUUUAUUGUAUAAUCUACUGUCAUUAUUAUGAAACAAUAAUUAUUGUUAUAAUGAAAUUUAUAAACAGUCAUGGCGACCUAUAUGUUUAAGAUAUAAAUUUUGACUUUUAGUCUUGAUUCUGGCUCUUAUGAACUUAAGAAAAUUAAAAAAAAAACAUUUAAUGUUAUUGUUAUGUUCAGUCUUGUUUUUUACAGUAUUACUAUAGCCUCCUCUAAUACAAGGCCUUGGCAAGACAAAAGUGGCCUCGGCCUACCUAAACAGAUGUUGCACUAAUUCAUAACGGAGCUUCUCCACAAUGUGUAUGUUUACACUUUUGUUAUUACUGUUAUCAACAUAGCAAAAAGCUGGUUGUUGCGACGUUGCCACACACUAACAUGGAGGCCUUGUAUCAUUGGAAGCUAUGUAUACAUAUCAAUGGUUGGAAUAAUAAAAAAAUUAAAUGAUGAAACAUUAUACCAUAGACUAAAAGAAUUAAAUAUAGACAAUCAGCUGUGCUGCGGUUACCAUAGGUUCUGGGGCACACUGCUGGGAGCCCCAUGAAGUUACGGCCUAUGUGCUAUGUAACUACAAGGCGCUCGCAGCAGUGUGCGCCAGAACCUAUGGUAACCAUGGUAACCGCAGCACAGCUGACAGUCUAUUUAAAUCUUUUUGUCUAUGAUUAUACACAAGUUAUUCAUAUACUUAAGUUUUUUUUUUCACAUUAAAAAAAUAUCCUUUCUUUCAUAGAUAAUUUGAAAUAGAUCCCAAUGAAUUCUCACCACACAAUAAUUCAUGCUGGUUGGGAUAUUUGUUUUUAUUUGUAAUUUUAAUUUUAAUGUUACACAUUAUUUAACAAUGUCAAAGGUAUUUGAUUUGUAAGUAAAGUUUCUUGUCUCAUGCAAAAAAUCCCUAUAUUAUUCAGUGAAAGACCUCUUAACACAAAAACGUUCCUAUGUAGUUACAAGAUGUAGUAAAAAUCAAUUAUAUUAUGUAUGAUUAUAGGACACCCAUUAAAAUUCUGUCAAAUAAUGUUUUUGUGUUUUGUUGUCUUUGAAUUAUAAUCAUUUUUAUUAAAUACAAGCUUUCCUAAAAAAACUAAACUGAUUUUAAUUUUUAAGUUAUAAAAAAAUUAAAAUUAUACCCAUUUGGACAAACUUUUAAUUUCAAUAAUUAAAUUACAACUUAAAGAAAUGAUUUUGCAUUUUUGGAUUUUACAAAAUUAAAACCAGAUUUUUACCAAAUUUAUUAAAAUCAUGGUUAAUUACCGUAAUUUAACUUGUUCUUUGUGAAAAUAUUGCAUUAGGUCGCCAUGACAAUACAAUAAAUCUUGUACAUUUAAAUUUAUAUGUAAAGGAUUAACGUCAAUGUGAAGUAUUAGUUAAGUAUUUACCCAAUAUAAAUAAAUCAGUUGAUGGUGCUACUUUAAGACAUUUUUUAUCUAACACAUUUGGUUACUGCAAACAGGUUUAAAUGAUGUAAACUGUUUUAUACUCUAAAAGUUUCAUCCAGAUUUUCAGUUUUUGAUUUUUGAUUUUAAAUCUUUUACAAUACUAGGUGCUCUAAAAUAAAAAAGCUAGUUCAGCAGUGCAACUAGGACUCCAAGACAAUGAUGUCAUAGGCUCGUAUUCUGUAUUUAAAAAUUUAAAACUUAUCAUUAGAAUCAUUCUUGUACUGUACCUAUGCUUUGGUACGUUUGUUAAUACGUAGGUAUGUACGUAUGUAAUAGUACGUACGUGGUUUUGAGGACGGAAAGAUGUGAGGCCAGCACUUUAAAAAACACUCAUAUUUUAAAUAUAUUUAACAGUUUUAAGGUAAAAGGAAGUUUAAUGUCUCAACUUAUUUUAAUUUGUCCUAAAAAUAAUUUAUAAUAACCUGAUUUAUAAGAAGACAGCCAAUAUAAGGUUAAAAAAUUGUCUAACCGUUUGUUGAAAAAUUUACUGUUACAAAAAGGAUAUGUAGCAUAACCCAUACGUACAAAUAAAUAAAGGCCAAUUUUACUUUCUUGAUUCAUAAGUUAAAAUCCAAGACAAAGUAGUCCAAAGAAAAUGUUCUUGUGUCACAAAUCUUGAUGAAGUAGCACUAUUUUUUACUUUGAAGAGCUAAAAAAAAACAUUUUACUUCAUCGCAACCUGUUUGAUAAACUUAAAAAAGACAAUUCAUAGUAUUAACUCAGGGUGCCAUUCAACAAUUAUUUGUUUUGUUAUGUUUUCAUAACUCUUAAAGUUUGAUUUUAAUGUGUUGGUAGAAACAAAAUAUUUAACAUUCCAUUUUUUUAUUUGUUCUGAUUAACAGUUUAUGUAUUUUAUAAACACUUAUUACAAUGCUCAAUUAUUGUUAAGCAGAAUUCCGUUGUCAUUUUAUAGGUUAAGCCUUGUUUCUUGUUGAUUUGUUUUGUCUUUGUUAAUCUGUUUACAUUUUUUCUCUUUAAAUCGACUGUAAAUAGUUGGAAAUCAUUUGUUACACGUGAUUCUCCCAAAAGUAUGGAACAUAACAAAAAUCUUUAUCAAGGGUUUUCCUAAAAAGUUCCAGUUCUUAAAAUUUGUAUUUGAUACAACAAAUAUCUAGAAUCUUUUAAAUUCAUCAGUUGGGUCAUUACAAAUUUCCAAAUGUUAAAACUCCUUAAAAAGCUCAGUAACAAAUUCUUGUUUAUAUAUUUUAAAACACACACAACUCAACAAAUGUACUACUGUACUCCUGCAACUGAAUGAUUAUUGUUUUGUUCUUAAAGACUGUAGUAGGAACUGUAGUCAUCUCCUAAUAGAAAUGAUUUUUCUAAAGCCAAUAUGAGUUAAUCCCAUAUUCAAAUAAUUCAAUCUCCUAAACAUAUAAAUUUUGUUACCGUUCGUAUAAAUAUAACAACAUAAGCCAGCUGAUGUUACCCAACUAGUUAAACAAACUUUCUACUUAGCGUACAAUUUUUUUUUUAUCAUUGUUAUGGUUUAAAAGUAUUAUUUAUUUCCAGAGCUAUGGUUUAAUUAUGUAUUUCUAAUCUCUAGCCGAACAAUACUAUUUACCCACUCACUGGAUUCCGUUAACUUUAACUUGGCAUUCUCUCCUGACUAAUUGUACACUUUCAAAACUGGAGAUUAUGUUGAUUUUAAGUUAAUCUAAAUACUAACUUAUUACUAAAACUACUGCGGGUUUGAAAAAGGCUUCAGGGAGGUCACAAGUUAGAAAAGAUUAUUUAAUGGUAACACAAUUUUGAAGAUAUCUGCAUAGUUUUAUACGAACAAUGUAAAUAGAUAACAAAUUCCAUGUCUACAUCAGUAAAUAAAAUACAGUUACAGUAA
Molecule: messenger RNA, 8357 nt
Organism: Macrosteles quadrilineatus (aster leafhopper)
Lineage: Eukaryota; Metazoa; Arthropoda; Insecta; Hemiptera; Cicadellidae
Product: protein expanded-like
Exons: 16
Coding region: 362-4414 (1350 amino acids)
Biological process (GO): positive regulation of hippo signaling
Cellular component (GO): cytoskeleton; cytoplasmic side of apical plasma membrane
Source: RefSeq, a predicted model, not a curated record